AUGUCACGGGGUUCAAAGUCUGUGGAUUGUGCCUCCCUGGGAGGCCCAUAUGCUGGGGCCUUCGGCCGUUUUCAAUAUACCUGUGUACAGAUUGAAGGAGACGAGAAAGAGACUACCAUUUUGCUAGAGCGGAUAAUAAGAGCAAAGGGCGGGCAGAGGUCCUACUUCGUGGUUCAACGCAGGGUAGAAGGGAAGUAUCGCUAUGAGAUCGCCAAGGCCAACGAGGUAAAGGUGGCGUUAGAGGACUGGCAAGCUGAGCCAGGGAGAUGGAUCGUCGAUGAAACUAAGAAAGAAGGAAAAUUCCAGCCUAAACAAGCGGGUGUAUUUAAAGAAUACUGGUUCGCUGCCUACAUGACCCCACCUGCGCGCAUAGUAGGCACGACUGCUCGAUCCCCCACAACACUAUCUGUUGUUGUAUCCGAUAAAGGUCCGCAAGUUGUGAUAUUCAGUGAUUUAACUUCAUGGAUUGGACAGGAGAAAGCAGAAUCUUUAGUGGAGAAAUCUUGCCAAUCCCAAGGCGUGCCUUCUCCAUGGUCUGUCAGGUCGCAGACAGUGAUUGUGGACGAUCCGCGAUGCCAUAAUCCAAAACAAACAAGACGAAAAAAGGAAGUUACCACUCUCCCAGAACAGGAAAUCACGGGCUCGCCAGAAUUACAAAGCAUCAAUGAAAAUUCACUGGGAUCUAUUCAGAGAAUUAUGGAUGAAGUCAUCAAGAAAACGCUUGAACCUGUCAUCACUGGGCAGCAAACAUUCCAAAAGCAGUUGUUGGCGAUGAUGAUCAGAAUUGAGAAAUUAGAGAACCGUUUACCAGGAGCCCCCACGGUAGACCUGAGCAAAAAAUCAUGA
Penicillium manginii is the source of this 846-nucleotide messenger RNA. RefSeq lists its product as uncharacterized. The transcript has a single exon. Bases 1 to 846 code for a protein of 281 amino acids. Lineage: Eukaryota; Fungi; Ascomycota; Eurotiomycetes; Eurotiales; Aspergillaceae. The record is from RefSeq and is a predicted model, not a curated record.